AUGAGGUAUUGUCGAGAUGGAGAAUUUGGUCCUUCAACUGGAUACGCUUGUCAGACCAACAACAACGCCCGUUCAGGGAACACAAGGAUGAGAGACUCGAAAACUCCAGUCACUCUUGCUAAAGUCAUCAAGGUUCUUGGUAGAACCGGAUCCAGAGGUGGUGUCACCCAGGUCAGAGUUGAGUUCUUGGACGACACUUCCAGAACCAUCGUCAGAAACGUCAAAGGUCCAGUCAGAGAGGACGACAUCUUGUGCUUGAUGGAGUCUGAGAGAGAGGCUCGUCGUCUGAGAUAG
Ogataea philodendri is the source of this 294-nucleotide messenger RNA. RefSeq lists its product as uncharacterized. The record is from RefSeq and is a predicted model, not a curated record. Gene Ontology annotation, cellular component: cytosolic small ribosomal subunit; ribosome. Gene Ontology annotation, biological process: ribosomal small subunit assembly; translation; maturation of SSU-rRNA. Bases 1 to 294 code for a protein of 97 amino acids. Lineage: Eukaryota; Fungi; Ascomycota; Pichiomycetes; Pichiales; Pichiaceae. The transcript has 2 exons. Gene Ontology annotation, molecular function: structural constituent of ribosome.